Molecule: messenger RNA, 2529 nt
Organism: Lates calcarifer (barramundi perch)
Lineage: Eukaryota; Metazoa; Chordata; Actinopteri; Centropomidae
Product: SH3 and cysteine-rich domain-containing protein 2
Exons: 11
Coding region: 938-2206 (422 amino acids)
Biological process (GO): positive regulation of voltage-gated calcium channel activity; skeletal muscle contraction; positive regulation of protein localization to plasma membrane
Cellular component (GO): extrinsic component of cytoplasmic side of plasma membrane
Molecular function (GO): protein binding
Source: RefSeq, a predicted model, not a curated record
UACAUUUUUGUAUGUGGUGUUGGUGAUGGUGGCUUUACAAUGAUCUUAAGUCUUUAUAUAAGAAGGACCUGGAGAGAUACUAGAUUUUAUGAGUAUAGACUGGUACAGGGAGGCUUAUAUAUAAUGUGAAAUGAUAUUAUGACCUGUUAGAACGACACACAGUAGCUUAGACACACAAAAAAUGCAGGAAUCGAGCGGGAAAAUGAAGGAGCAACACUCAGCAUCUUUAAGAGAUCAUCAGUUCUAUGGUUACAAAUUGUGAGCUAUUCCACAUUUGGGUUUAAAAUAAGUCCCCGCCCACGGCCGUGAAUCCUGAUGUAGUCUAAAUGAAUCCUGGCAGAGUUGUAAAAAUUGCCCCAAUCAUGCGCCUCAGACGCACGGGAAGGCGUGCCUCAGGUUGCGCUUAAAUUUAAGUCUGUGCAGCGGUGAAGGACGCAGUUUGCUUUGGAUUUACACCAAGCCAGUGCUUCCCUGAGCUACAAGCUGAUGUUUAUUUGGAUCGGAGCUUAUUAAGUUGAUAUUUUCACGUCGUUGUUUUGCUAUUUUAGACCCAUUUUUUGCGACUGGAGGACGGGAUUGUGCCACAUUUGGAGUUUUCCGACGCGCGUCAAGGGACGAUACAAUAGGCUAUCCACACGUGAGGUUCAGCCUUCUCCUGAAUGCUUUCCUCUCGUGGCAUGAGCGAAAUAUAAACAGCUGGUGUGUGUUUAUGAAUCGCUUUAUCAGCCCAUAGUGUUGCAGUUGGUGUGUGGAGAGCAAAUGGCCAUAAGGCGCCCUUCUCGCAGCGCGCACAAAUCCCUUUGACGUGGAUCUGUCACACUCUGUCCAGCUCUUGUAUGGCUAAAGCCGGAGGUUUCCUACAGACAGGACCCAGUUUGCGGAGUUAAAAGUUGUGUAUUGUUUGUUGUCUCGAGCGUCUCUUUCCAUCACUACACCAAUGAUGACUGAGAACAAUGAGGUGGAGAGCGACUCGCAGCUCCAGCGCUCUCCAAGCAGCAUGUCCAUCCAGCCGAUGACAUCCAAGCUCCAAAGGCUAAAGCGCUCGCUGUCCUUCAAGACCAUGAUGCGCAGUAAGAGCGUGGAGAACUUCUUCCAGAGGUCCUACAGUGACGCUCGCCUGCCCCCAGAUUUCAUCACCGACCCACCGCCUCCCUCUCCCCCUCUGCUGCCUGGCUCUCCACUCGUCGGCGACCGUUCACCGUCCAUUUCGCCAUCCCUCAGCCCCAACCCCUCCAUCGCCUCCCACUCCCCCUCUCUCAGCCUUUCCCCAUCACUGCCCACCAAGCCUCCCCGACCUCAGAUUACCCACUCUUUUCAGGACCAUGUCUUUCGCAAGCCCACCAACUGCCAGCACUGCAAGCACAUGAUAGUGGGAAACUCCAAACAAGCUCUGCGGUGUAAAACGUGCAAGUUGGCUGCACACCUGUGGUGUACCUCUGAACUAUCACAGCAGCCAUGUCAUGGGAAGUCUGGAGCAUUCAAGCGAAACUUCAGCUCGCCGAUGCUUGUCAAUGACCAACUGGCUGUCGUCAAGGAAGUUCAACCAAGCCAAGAGGCUGUGCGGACGCGUGUAGACCCCGUGUAUGCGGCCUUGCGCUACGGGACAUCCUUGGCACAGAUGAGCCGCUCCAGUUUUGGCAGUUUGUCAGAGUCACCAACACGCAGCCUGGGGGAGGGAGGUGAGGAGAGGCAGCAGAGACAGUGCAGCAUGGAGGAAGAGAUAACUCAGGAGACAGGGGACACCCCUGUCCCUGACACCGAGAUCGAGAAGGAGGAAGACGAGAGCAGCGGCCAAGCUCAGACACCCGCAGAGGAGAGCAAUGUGAAGGUACCCAAGCGCAUUGAAGUUCACUCCAUCCACACCUAUGUAGCACUCUACAAGUUUCUGCCUCAGGAACAGAAUGACCUGGAACUACAUCCUGGUGAUCGGGUGCAGGUCACUGACGACUCUAAUGAGGAGUGGUGGAAGGGAAAGAGUGGUGACAGAGUCGGCUUCUUCCCCGCCAACUUUGUGCAGAGGGUGCGGCCAGGAGAGAGAGUGUGGCGGGUCGUCCAGGGCGUUUCCGGCAACAGAGAGAGAGGACACAUGGCCGUCAGGGAAUCCCAGAUCUGUGUGGGGAAGCGAGAAGACGGCGAGCUGUACCUGAAGCUGAGCAGUGGGAAGAAGAGAGGGCUGGUCCCAGCUGACUCCAUAGAGGAGAUCUGAGCCUCUGCGUGUACGCAUCCCCGUCUUUCCACUCCUACUUUCCCCCAGGGACGCACACCCAUCUUCAAAACUACUGCCACCACUCCUCUCCCCCUCUCACUCCCCCACCUCACCUCACCUCGGCAAAACGUCAGCCGCAGCCUCUCCAGCGAGUCCUGACUGACUUAAAGCGAACGCAGAUACAACUGGACAGAAAACACACACUUCUGCAAAGAUCUGGAACCAUUACCCCACCCCAACCCCCAACCCCCAGUGAACACAUGGUUUCCAGUUGAAUUGGCUUGCUGUUAGUCCUUAAUAAAGUGUACAGUUAUGCAGUAGUC